Molecule: messenger RNA, 2207 nt
Organism: Vitrella brassicaformis
Lineage: Eukaryota; Vitrellaceae
Source: the annotation of a GenBank genome assembly
GCACCAACUUGUGAAGGAUAGACACGUGCACGCACUUUCAUACCGGCUGGCCUGGCAGCCCCGAUACAUUGUGACCAGAAGGGACAGCCAGGCAUUGUCCCCCAAACCCUGAUUUGCCAGACAGCCCGCCCUGGUCCCUGCCUCGUUUUGCAGGACUGCUUAUCGUUUCCAUCAUAGACACACUCGUUUUUGUGUUCAGUGGAGACGCAAUGAUUGAAUGAACUUUCAGAAUGAAUCUGUCUGUCUGUCAUGUCAGUCGAGGAUGGCCUGGUGUGAGAGUGAGCGUGGGUGCAUCUGUGUCCUCAUCUUCUGGACAGGGGUUGGCCUCCAGCCACUCAUCUAGAGACUCCCGAGAGAUUACCAAGCCUGAGAGACCAAGAAUAGGUCAUGUAUUCAACACGCGUCUGAUGCCCUUGUCACUGUGCCAUGUCAACCUACCUGUGUCGUCUGUGCGGGUGAAGGCAAGGCCUGGAGUGAAAUCGUGUGUUAGGAUCCUCCGGGCAGCAUGGCUCGGGAUGUUCACCUCGCGCACACGCCAGCCAGCGCUUGCACCACGCACCGGUUUCAUCCUGAUUAUCAGCUCAGACGGUUCCAGAUGGCCACGCUGUAGCCUGUCAAGAUGGUAACGCACUGCAAAGCACAUAUGCAACCCUACAGACACACACGUGCUCGUGACGAAGCCUACGUGCGAGUCUGAAGACGGCGAGCGUCAUGUCUUGUGCGCGCAGCGCCCUCAGUGGCUGCUCCACCUGCUUGUAAAACCACUCGGACGUCGCGUCGCCACGCUGACUGCACCGAAGAAAGAAAACACAGCGCCACAGUGGCUUCAUAUACCGCGCAGUUGAGCACACCAGCGUGCCUUCCUCCUCACCGUGGCUGCAAUGGCUCUUCUCCCUCUUUCUCGCCUUCUUGCUGCUCCCACUGCAGCCGUGCGAGGUCCAAAUCUAGCAUCGUACCUGCACGGACACACACACAGGCUUAUGGAUGCACCCACACAUACUGUGUACGGGAGUCAUCGCACCGGCGACAUAGGUGGCUAGCUGGCCAAGGUCCAGCACACGGGACGAAGAGGUUUGAGCUGCCUUCCCACACAGGCACCACAGAAGCAGAGAGCAUCACGGAAUCUUCAUGCAACGGUCCCUUCUCUGCAAUUGCUUCUCUGCCUGCUCGUACAUGAGAAUCAGCGGGCAUGGCAUUGAAUCUCGCUGGUGGGAUGCCCACAUAGGCAAUGGCGGCCAGCGCAACGCGCCGGGCACGACCUGCAUACAGAAAAGAGAGCAGUGCGCUACACUGCUGUUGCUCGCAUGAUGGACGCCUCUGUGUCCGGAUGCUGACCCCUGAUGCACGCCGAUAUGAAGUCGGUGUAGAUGUGGGCGGACCGGGAUGGGUCGAGCACCCUGUUGGUUCGCAGGGCAAUGUUCUUGCGGAAGACGUGAAGCUGCCGCUGCCAGUCGCCGGCCGACGGCCUAGAAGCGUCCUCACACGACCUGCACAUACAUAAACUCACUCGAGAAAUGAUUUGUACAACGAGUUGGUUCGGUGCUCGUGCGCUGCUUGCUGACUUGUACGUGUAGCAGUCGGUGCAGACGCCCAUUGCAGCCACAUCACGCAACAAAGAACCAUCUACAGACAUACACCCAUCAGCCAACAUCACUUUGCCCUCACAUGUAUCCCUUUGCGGCACUCAUUCACCUUCAAGAGCGUCAGCAACAGACGACGACCCUCGCCGCAGCAUCUCCCUGACGACAGACAGCAGCACGCAACCAGACCACGCCGUCAUCAAUAUGCGCUGACCACCCUUCCUCCCUCCCUGGCCCCUCUUAGUAGCUAGUACCAAUCAGACAGCAUGACAGGUUCUUGCAGUGUCACCAAGGAUCCAAGAUCUAACCUCAUCAGCCGCUCAAACAACGUGUCGGUGCCCACUGCCGUGCUCAUAGUGGUGCAGCGAUGCCUUCUGUGCAGCUUUUGGCCUUUGACCCGCAGUGGCCAGGCGGCCGGGCGGAUGAAUGCAGACUUGCAAGGGGCGAGGGGAUGACUCGUUGCUGUGAUCAGCGACCUUCUGCAGAGCGCUGCUGCUGCUGAUCCAUAGCAGCUGCAGGCGGCCAGCAGCACCAGACAUCGCUGCGGUAUGCCAGUGGCUGCUGCCUUCUGCGGAGAUGGAACGCCGCCGUUUCUUUCCUGCAGAGCAUCCAUUACACCAAGAGCUG